AUGCUGACCACCACCACCAUCAUCAUCAUCAUCAUCCAAUAUAUAUUGCUAGUCGUCGACGCCAUCGAGUUCCGCGCAUGCUGCGACGAAAAUUGCGAGACGUUCGCCGAUCCCAACGAGAUGCGCGGAAUCGCGUGCUGCUCCAAAUCCAUCUACAACACGACGUUGAAUAUUUGUUGCGACGGUGUGAUACACACAAGAGAUCGCGGCGGGGUGAUGGCGCACUCGUGCUGCGGCUCGAAUCCGCUCAGGCUCGACCAGACGUGCUGUCAGGGCAAGAUCCACAACAUCAUUUCUGGGAUGUGCUGCGGCUCGCAAGUCUACCUGCCGUCGGACGCCACCAAACUAUGCUGCCGCUCGAAUCUCGUCUCAAAGUCCACACCGGACGACGUGUGUUGCGGAAUCGAGGCGUUCAAUCCGCACAGCGAAAUGUGCUGCGGCGAUCGGGUGCACGCCGGCGCCGACAACAUCGAGUGCUGCGCGAUGGCCAACGGCACAAUGGUGGCCUACAAUUCCGAUAGUCAUGUCUGCUGCGAUGGUCCGCUGCCGAAAAUCAACACCACCAAAGCGUGCUGCUAUCUGCGUCGAGACGGCGUCUUCAUGAAUACGCAAUACGACAAGAGGAGAGACUGCUGCAAAUAUCCAUACGACAAACUAUACCCGUUUAGCGAGUGCACCUGA
Messenger RNA from Caenorhabditis bovis, 681 nucleotides. The record is from the annotation of a GenBank genome assembly. NCBI's taxonomy places the organism in Eukaryota, Metazoa, Nematoda, Chromadorea, Rhabditida, Rhabditidae.